Hemicordylus capensis (graceful crag lizard) is the source of this 5016-nucleotide messenger RNA. RefSeq lists its product as uncharacterized. Gene Ontology annotation, molecular function: transcription coactivator binding. Gene Ontology annotation, biological process: negative regulation of DNA-templated transcription. The transcript has 5 exons. The coding region runs from base 1818 to 2483 and encodes 221 amino acids. NCBI's taxonomy places the organism in Eukaryota, Metazoa, Chordata, Lepidosauria, Squamata, Cordylidae. The record is from RefSeq and is a predicted model, not a curated record.
AAUGCUGCUCAGCGGCUUCUCAGGGUGUGGAGGAAGCCAGCCCUGACACGCGCCCCCAGUCACUUGGCUCGUGGCUCCCCUCACGCCAAGACUGGGUGGGGCCACUCCUGUUAACCUCUGAGAUGCUGGAUCCCUCCACUCUUUCCUGGCAUUUGCUGGAAAAAGUCCUCAGGGGCCAAGACCGGAGGCCUUAGCGUGAUGUUAGCAAGUUGCAAGGAACUGGCGGGACCUUGGUGUUCCUCGGACGCCAUUCCCUACAUCUGUUACCUAGCCACACACUUUUUGUUUGGGAGCCAGUGUCCUUUAGUGGCUAAGCAACUGAGCGAUGAAUGAAAAAGGCCCAGUUCAAAGGUCGCUUCUGCCACAAACUCAGUCACUAGGUGGCCUUAGCCAAGUCACCAUAUCGUAGCCUGGCCCCAGUCUGCAAUAUGGAGGUAAUCACAGUAUCCCGCCUUACAGGGUUGUUGUAAAGAUUACAGGACUCUACAGUACAUGCAAUUCCUUAGUUAUUCAUACACAGGCACCCACUUUUGCCCUCAGGCUUCCCACAAACCCAUGACUAGAUGCUAUCUUUUCCUGUAAACUUAACUUUCCACCGUCUGUCUCAUACCCAUCCCCCAUCCCCAAAUAGCGCUAUAGCUUUUACCUCAGAACUCUUCCCUACCCUGUGACUAUUUCUCCAUUACAUGGAUUUCUAUGUCCCUCUUUCAGAGAUGCCCAGGGAAGAAGCAAGGUAGGAGUGGGCCCCUGGGACAAAAGGUGAAGCAGGUGAAGAUGGACUCACCUGUCCACCUUCUUCAGAGAGGUGUGUGUGAGAGAGAGCAAAGAGCAAGUUGUCACCCAGCCCUUCCUCCCUCAGAGGCCCAGAGACAUUUGUCCCCUCUCUUGUUCAACUAUAGCUACUCUAUUGGAGACACCCCGUGUUUCAAUAACACAUUCCUUGCCCUGGAACAUACUUGAGUGUUUUUGGAAGUUUGAUCUGGCAGCCCCCAUCUCUUUUACCACCCUGAAAUAGUUCUUUCACGUUCUCACAUGCACACAUCUUGAACAUUUAUCCCACUCAUCCCAGUGAUAUAUCUGAAAUACACGAAUCCUUAUUCAUAUAUACAUUUAUGCAUCCAAUGGGGUUCAAGCAAGUAUUUCUACAAAAAUGCGACAAACCAAACAGCAAUUGAGCCAGUGUAAAACACAAGCAGCAGAAUAACAUAUCUGAGAGCUGCCCCAUAUUUCAGCCCUCUGACUUUUCCAUCAGCUGUUUUGCACCCUGACUGUCCAUCUCAAUGGAGCCUCUAAAUACAAAUCACCUCCCGGAGGAUCCCUCACCCUCUGCUCCACACCUGCCUCGUUUGGGGGCCCUGACUCUUGUUUCCCCCCUACACACAACAGGGUGUGACACAGGGCAUGCACGCGCACACCUGCCCUGAGGGGGCUAAGAGGAGAGAGGAGGGUGUCAGGCCUGUCAAGACUGGCCAACUGUAGCCCCACCCCCAGAGGUACAAUCCCAAAAGUUCAAGAAGGGAUGCUGUGUGCAGAGGAGUGAAACUUUUGAAAGAACAACCUGUUGGGUCCAGAGAAUUGGUGAGCCCCCUCAUCUCUGAAGAAGAGGGAAGAAGCUGGCGGUGGGGUAGACAUUCACCCCCACUGGAGCAAGGAGAGAUCCCCAAGGGCUCAUACCCUGAGCAGAAAGAGAACUCCAGCACUUAGAUUGUGUAUCUUCUUGGGACCCAAAAUUCUGCCACAAAUCUAGUCUUUCCUCAACUGGACAGCAUUGGCAACCUUCCUGCCUGGAAGCAUCAGCACCGUCCACCCCAGCAGAGAUGGCCUUGGCUGAUUUUCACUACACCACCGGCAUAAGCAGUGGAUUCAAGGUUUACAUCUUGGAAGGCCAGCCCUCUUUCGAGAAUGAACACAAGUUCCACCGCCUCCCAGCCCAUCGGUUGCCAGUCUAUUCCAUCAAACGCAAGCUCACUGCUGACAUCAGAAGCCCCGACCACAGCUUGGAGGGUCAGAAAGUGUCAAAAAUCAGGCGAUCGGCAUAUGGGCCUGUAGCAGUCUCUCUGGAGCAGAUGGCACUGCCUCCUGCCCCGAAACCAGAUGUCCCAGUUGCUGCGUCCUGUGUCGCCACGUCCAGACCUGAGCCUUCCAGGGACUCUCGAGCGCUUCACCCAUCCUGCCCGCAGAAAUGCCCCUUACGGAAGCCACUGCUGGGUCCAGCCCUCUCAUUGUCCCACUUGCAGCAGAUGCGUCCUUCCGUCAUCACCUGCGCCCCUCGCCGGAGUUGCCCAGAGGCACCUACGAACACCAGCCAUCCACAGAUGUUGCCACUGAAGCACAAGAACAACCUGACCCCCGAUUCUCCCCACUCACAGAGGCUCCAUGCAUGGACCACCAGCGCAGCAAGGCCUGCAGCACAACUCAGUGGAGAAGCCUCUCCCAAGCAGAUACGUGACACGGCCGACAAAAAUCCCUACCCUAGCCCUUGAUGGCUUGGGGUCUUGACCUGGAAAGGUCCCCCCGCAUCUCUGUAGCCUGUCCUUCUUAGAACGUCCUAGAACUAGGCGUCCUGACUGCCAAGCCCCACCUCUUCUUCCUUGAGACCCUAUUAGCCUCCCUUCUUCCUACACCAUGCUUCUGGCUCCAUGCCCUCCUUCCCAACAUCUUGAUAUGUUCUCAUCCCGCUUGUAGCCUUGUAAAUGGCAACUGUCUGCUUCCUGUCCUGAACCCAUUUAUGUGGAAGUUCCACUAGUUCGAGAGGAUGUCUCUUCCAAGCCAGUGUGCUUGUAACGCAAGAAUCCCCGUGCUAGAUUAGACCAAGGGUCCUCCUCAUUCAGCAUUUUGUUUCAGACAGCCAUCAAGUAGAGGCCUCUGGGACACCUACAAGCUGGGCAUGAAAGGCAAUGAGCUUCCCAGCCCCUGGUAUUCCCAGGUAUGAUGACUCUGUAGAUCAGUGUGUGUGGGAGGGUUAUUGUAAUGCCUGCUGCAGACCAGUGGUGGUUCCCAUCAACCCUAAGUGCAGCUCCCUGACUGACUGUUGACUGGGCCUGUGUGAAGCUUUGGUUGAAGCUGAAUAUACCACGCAGUCCUCCUGGCACCAUGUGGAGGCAACUGUCCCCACUGUGCAGUGCUGCACUUUGCCCAGCAGCAGGAGGCUCCUUAGGGGAAAUGGAGCCCUCUUGAGAUCCUCCACCAUCUUGGAAGGUAUAGACAGAGUGCUGGGAAGUGUAGCCCUUCUCAACACUUUGUUCCUAGAGCUCAAGGAAAGGCUCCAACUCUCUUAAAGGACCCUCCCAGCACUGAGAAAAAUGCAGUACUACAAUGUGGAGGACAGGACCGUGAGAAAUGGCUCUCACACUGAAGACUUUUUGUCCCCGCUUGAAAAAUAGUGAAGGUCGCUGCUGAAGAUGGAGGGGCUGCAGCUGGAGCUCAGUGGGAGAGCCUCUGUUUCGCAUGCAGAAGGUCCCAGGUUCGGUCCAGAUAGGGCAUCUCCAGAUAGGGCUCAGAAAGAGUCUCUGUCUGAAACCCUGGAGAGCUGCUGCUAGUCAGAGUAUAUUGAGCUGCUGACCAAAAGUCUGACUCAGUGUCAGUGUGAGGCAGCUUCCGAUGGAACCUCUCAAAAGGUUCCAAUUAGCUAUCAUGGCUAAUAGCCAUGGGAAAACCUACUGGUACCUCCCAUAAAUUUGUCUAAUGCUUUUUAAAGAAUCCUAGGUGUGUGCGCAAGGAGAUCACUUAACACUUAUAACCACCAACACCACCAUCAGGGCAAAAGUGUUUUGCAUGGCAUAGAUGAGAACACUCUGGACAUUUUCACACAGGACUUAAAGCACUAUGGCUGCAACUGAAUGUAUACUGUGAAUGGAAACCUACGUCAGUCAGGACACUCAUUGGCAUUGCAAAUGUCUCUCUUCAACGUGAGCAAGGAACAGUUUUUAACUGAUCAGUCAUUACCCAAGCCUGGAAGAAAGGAGGGAGGGACUUCUCUCUUUCUCCUCGCCAGCUUCUGAUGUAAAGUGCAAAGUAGGACAUACAAAUCGUGCCUGUGGUGAAAUAGAAUGAACUCCAGAAGUCAUUUGGGAUUCAUGGAUCGCACUGCAGAUGAAAUUGACAAAGGCCCCUUUAUAUAUAAACAGCUUAAAUGGAGAAAGAACCACAAAGCAUUCGUGCCUCUAUCUAAAUAUUAGUUUGUAAUGUAUGUAUAGGCUAAGAUUCCAAGCCGCAAUUCUUUGCACAAAAACAGUUACAGUCUGCAGUAACGUAGCCGGUGCCAGAGAAUGACUGUGCUGCUGCUCAUGACGCUGCGCUACAGUGAGAACAAGGGAAAAACGAAAGUCAGCUCUUGCGGUAUGCACUGGUUGCCUGGGGAAUGGAAAACCUAAAGGCAGAAAGCCCCCUCUGGUGUAUGAGAAGUGCAGCCAGCAGGGCAGAGAGAGUGCAGCCUAGACAGUUUCUGUUUUGAUUUCUCCAUUGCACACACAGAUGUAACUUUCAAGAAAAGACUGGAAAGGGGAAAUUAUGGCUGACUCAGUGUGGGUAUGAGAGCAAAGACUCUGAGUGGCCACUGAUGUAAGAAGACAUGUGCUCAGUCCCAGACCACCCCCACCCCCACAAGAAUCCUUCCUAAAUGGUACACACCCCAUCUUGAAACUGAAGGGGAACCAUUUUUAUACAUUGUUUCAUAGUCAAAGGCUGCCAAAGCAGCACUGAACUGUGCCUGUAUGUGCAACAAUCCUUCUGCCAAGGGCUUUUGGGUUUUGUUUUUGCCUCAAAGCACCAUUAGGGGUUCAGGUUUGGGAACAAACUACAUUGUAUUAACAUUUUAGCACACAUUGAUGUUGAUUCUGCUCCGCAUUAAAUCUGAUGGGCCCACAUUUUUAGGCCUCCUUACAUUUACUAAUGCAUUUACUGUGGGAUAAACAAGCCCUGAAUUCAAAUGUAAUUUGUUUAUACAGUCAAUGAGUAAAUCAGAGACUAAAGGAUAGUGAAACAAACUCAUUUCUCUUCUUUUGCCUCUGAGGGUUU